Ilex paraguariensis (yerba mate) is the source of this 193-nucleotide messenger RNA. The record is from the annotation of a GenBank genome assembly. NCBI's taxonomy places the organism in Eukaryota, Viridiplantae, Streptophyta, Magnoliopsida, Aquifoliales, Aquifoliaceae.
GUUCAGGCCCUCCACCAACGCCGCUCUCAAUAGGUUGAAAUUGAAACAUAAGGUGUCUGAGCCAAUAAAAGAAGUCUCCUUGGAUGGAGUGGAAGUGCAAGAUCCUGACUGGUUUUUGCUGUAUCAACAAAUUCUUGAUGAUCUUGAUGCCACUUUCAACCAACUGAAAAUCUUCGUAUUGUUAUCCAACCUG